Molecule: messenger RNA, 243 nt
Organism: Encephalitozoon hellem ATCC 50504
Lineage: Eukaryota; Fungi; Microsporidia; Unikaryonidae
Exons: 1
Coding region: 1-243 (80 amino acids)
Biological process (GO): transcription elongation by RNA polymerase II
Cellular component (GO): transcription elongation factor complex
Molecular function (GO): RNA polymerase II complex binding
Source: RefSeq, a predicted model, not a curated record
AUGAGUAGAAAGAAAGUGAAAAGAAAACUCAAUGUUCCAAGAAGGCAAUCCAAGCUCGAAAGGAGAUUCAACUGCCCGCUGUGUAACCAUGAAAACGUUGUCCAGUGCACCAUCAAGAAGACGUUGAUGAAGGGGUUUGCGAACUGCUCUGUAUGCGAUGCAAGUUUCAGUUGUGAUGCAAACAAGCUCACCACAGGUAUUGAUGUGUAUUCAGCCUGGGUUGACGAGUGUUGCAAGAAGUAG